CGUAAAAACUUAAAAUUUACAUUAAAAAAAUAUAAAAUUUUAAUUUGGUUUAUUAGAACAAAAGGAUUUAAUAUUUUUAAUCGCAUAUAAUAUAUUUUAAUAAGAAAAACAUAUUGCUGUACAAUUAUUUAUUUUUCAACAGGAUAAAGGACCAAGUUGACAGACAAAAUCAAGCCCAGAGUCUCUUGUACGUUUGGUUUGGUAACUACUAGUAUAGGCUUCCACAAAACCGGUCUGUGCUUCAUUUCCGAUACUCUCAAGCUCCAUUUCAGCAUCUACAGAGAAGAACUCAGCAUCCCAUCAAAAUCGAAUCCAAAUUAUGCUCUCAGGGCUGGCUACUGGAGGUCACUUGCAGCCCAAAUUUAUCAAUUUGCAAACAAGGCAUGCUCCUGGUUUUGAGGUGGGGAAAUUAUAUUUUUCAAGAUUUAGGCCUCAUUUGAAUAACAGAAUCACUUGCAAAUUUUCCCCAUUAGAGAAAGUUGCAUUUACUAGUGAGGAACAUGAAAAGAACUGGCCUUUGGUUAAGAUGUGUGGAAUUACAAGUGCUAAGGAUGCUGCGAUGGCGGCAGAAGCUGGAGCUAAUUUUAUUGGGAUGAUACUUUGGCCCAAUUCAAAACGUUCCAUUUCACUUUCUUUAGCAAAGGAAAUUUCAGAAGUCGCAAGGGAAUAUGGAGCAAAACCUGUUGGGGUGUUUGUGGAUGAUGAUGCAGACACAAUAUUGAGAGCUGCAGAUGCUUGUGAUCUUGAAUUUGUUCAGCUUCAUGGAAAUGGUUCACGGGCAGCUUUUCCAGAUUUAGCUCAAAAACAAAUAGUAUAUGUUCUUCAUGCAAAUUCAGAUGGAGACCUUCUAAAUCAAAUUUCAGAUAAAGAUUGUUCAAUGGCUGAUUGGAUUCUUGUGGAUAGUGCAACAGGUGGCAGUGGCAAAGGAUUUAACUGGGCGCAGUUUAAGCUACCACCAAUUAGAAGCAAGCUUGGGUGGCUCUUGGCAGGAGGGAUCAACCCUGACAAUGUUUAUGAAGCUCUAUCUACCCUGAAACCUCAUGGUGUUGAUGUCAGUAGUGGCAUUUGUGGCUCAGAUGGCAUUAAGAAAGAUCAAUCGAAAAUAUCUUCCUUCAUGAGUGCAGUCCGUUCUGUGCAGUAUUGAUUGGUCAUGUGCAAGGGAAUCGAUCAGUAACUGCCAGACUGCAAAGCACCUGAUCAUAUCGCCGAAAAGACAUUAAAUUUUUACUAUGUAUUCAAUUCCAUUUUACUUUUGUCCAUCUCGGGGUAAAAAUGUGGAUGUAGCAUAAGCUUUUCCUCAUGCUAAAAUACUACCAGCACCUAAAAUUGUAAAUUUGACUGUUUUAUUCAUUUACUUGGAGCAA
Hevea brasiliensis (rubber tree) is the source of this 1364-nucleotide messenger RNA. RefSeq names its product N-(5'-phosphoribosyl)anthranilate isomerase 1, chloroplastic. Bases 320 to 1144 code for a protein of 274 amino acids. The transcript is spliced from 5 exons. Gene Ontology annotation, biological process: L-tryptophan biosynthetic process. Lineage: Eukaryota; Viridiplantae; Streptophyta; Magnoliopsida; Malpighiales; Euphorbiaceae. The record is from RefSeq and is a predicted model, not a curated record. Gene Ontology annotation, molecular function: phosphoribosylanthranilate isomerase activity.